Mugil cephalus (flathead mullet) is the source of this 2594-nucleotide messenger RNA. It is a transcript of the gene inpp1, whose product is annotated as inositol polyphosphate-1-phosphatase. The record is from RefSeq and is a predicted model, not a curated record. Gene Ontology annotation, biological process: phosphatidylinositol phosphate biosynthetic process. NCBI's taxonomy places the organism in Eukaryota, Metazoa, Chordata, Actinopteri, Mugiliformes, Mugilidae. The transcript is spliced from 6 exons. Gene Ontology annotation, molecular function: inositol-1,4-bisphosphate 1-phosphatase activity. Bases 238 to 1377 code for a protein of 379 amino acids.
ACCUUGUAUUCCUCGGCCUAGAUGUGAGCGGUCGGUUCACCCUUCCUUGCUUCCUUCGGUAGGAAACUGACGUCAAGAAACUAGAGCAGGCGGAUACCACUGUGUUUAAUUAAGAGCUGUAGCUACACUAUUUCAGCAAAACCUGCUCCCGUCACACUAAAUUAUCCGCAUUUGGUUGACUACGGCUCUAAAGGGGAAAUUCUGCUACCGAGAGCGACGGACGACAGAAGAAUAAGCAUGGCUGAUCUGCUGAGGCUUCUGCUGCGGGUGGCUGAGAAGGCUGCGAAUGUGGCCCGGGUCUGCAGGCAGGAGGCUCCCCUCUUCCAGCUCCUCGUCCAAGAGAAGACCGGAGAGGACAAGAACAAGAAGUUCGUCCAGGACUUCAAGACCCUCGCCGACGUUGUGAUUCAGGAAAUGAUCCGGCACGAUGUUGGCACUCAGUUCCCUGAAAUGGCUGGCUUCAUUCAUGGAGAGGAGUCUAACAAGUUUGAAAACGGACUUGGAGAGAGUGUGACCGUCACGGUGUGCAGCACAGAGGAGGAGACGGCGGCGUUACUGGCUACGGUGCUGGACGGCGACCACACGGCUGCAUCUCUGCUGGCUCGAGCCAUCCACCAAGACCCGACGACCAUCGACACCAGCACGGAUGGCCUGGCAGUUCCCCUCAACCCCUCUGAGCUCGGCGUCUGGAUUGACCCCAUAGAUGCCACCAGCCAGUACAUAGAGGGCCGAGAGGAGGCGUUGGAUGAGGGCCACUUGUCUCCUUCAGGUCUGCAUUGCGCAUUGGUUCUGAUCGGGGUUUACCUCCGGAGCACGGGUGAGCCUGUCAUGGGCGUCAUCAACCAGCCGUUUAACCACAGAGAUCCUGCAGGUGGACGCUGGAGGGGGAAGCAUUUCUGGGGUGUGUCCUACGGCAGCAUCAAUAUCUGCUCAGUGUCCACGACAAAAGAUGGACCCAAAGGGGAGCGGGGUCUGUCUGCGGUGCUGAGCUCCAGCGAGAAGCAGGUGGUGAAGGAGACUCUGACGUCCCUGUGCGGCCCUGACAAGCUGAUGUACGCCUCUGGAGCCGGCUACAAGAUCCUGUGUGUCAUCCAGGGCCUGGCUGACGUUUAUGUCCUCUCAGAGGGAAGCACCUUUAAGUGGGACUCCUGCGCUCCCCACGCUCUGCUACGAGCCCUGGGAGGAGGGGUGGUGGACUUGACGAAGAGUCUACAGGCCAGCUGUGAAGCUCAGGAUUGCAAGACAGAACUGACCUAUCACCAGCCGCACAAUGAGUGCAAAGGAGCAGACCGCUGGGCUAAUCAUGGAGGCCUGGUGGCUUAUCGGGACUGUUCUCAGCUGCGCAGCAUCCUGGGGGCUCUGAGAGACAAACUGUAAGUGCAGUCAGCACAAGCUGAAGCAUUUAUUGCUGCAUAUAUCAGUGUAUUAAUGUUUCCUUUAAUAGCCCAGAAAGGAGGAUGUGAAGGGUUGUCUUAUUUUUAACCUGAUAUGCAAGUUUAUAUGUAACAAAAUGAACUUUAGGUCUGAAUCAAAUGAUGUUUGGUUUUAAGGCGCGAGCUGUACACAGCCAGGAGGAACGUGUUGUGGAUUAAUAAGAUUUAUUUGGGAACAAUACCACAAGAUUCUUGUAUUUUGGAAAAAGGGAGGAAAUGCAAAAAGGUGACGUUACAGAAAUAUACAGAAGCUUGUGUUACUCUCAGAUUUGAAACUGCUCUCCUCUGGGUUAAUUCAGGCCGUUGUCUUCCUACCAACACAUGAAACCAACCACAUUUGUGAAUGUGGUUCAGUUCAGACCUGCUCAUCAUUUAUUAAAUGUUUCUCAGACUUUUAACAGCUCCUGCCCAUGUUGCAUUUAGCUACAAAGAGCUCAGGUGCUCACUGCUGGACAGCUGAGGAACACGUCAGUGCUACAGGGAAGAAAUGUAAUGUAUACAUGACAUUGUCUUUAUUUUAGUGGAGUCACAUUUUUCGCUUUAUUUAACUUGUCAGAGACAGUAAUCAGACUUAAACAGAGCAGUGUGCAGAAUCCACACCUCUCUGAAACAACUCCUUGUAAGGAGCAGAGGAACACACGAACCCCUGCCCUCUAUUCAUGGCCACAGCACCGUUAGUUAAAGGUCAGAGACUGGAAAAGCCAUAUGAGGUAAUACUUUGACACACGGAGUCCUCUUUUUUCACAGUGGGUUUACAGUAAAAUGAAAUAUUAAUCCACUUUAAGGAUGAGACCUCUGUAGGAUCACUGUCUGCUCUGGAGACUGCAACAGAUUCGUAUUUAGACGUUUUAAGUGUGUCGGGUGUCUUCACACGCUACAUGUUUAAAACCUUCAUACGCAUUGGAACUGAGGAACCACACAAGGAGCAGAAAGCCGAACAAACAUUGUGCAUAUAGGAAAUCAUCUUUAUUUUGAAAACCAGAGUAAGCGGGGGGAAACAAACCCAACAGUGGUAUUUUAAAACUGUUCGCCAGCCAGGGAACUCUCCUCCUCAUUCCCCACAGAAAACCCCUGAUGAUUGUCAGAUUAUUAUUCUUUUUUUGCAAUAAUUCUGCAUAUUCUGUUAAAAACUCAAAAAUAAACAAAUUAUAAUAAUCCGGA